Molecule: messenger RNA, 2427 nt
Organism: Eimeria acervulina
Lineage: Eukaryota; Apicomplexa; Conoidasida; Eucoccidiorida; Eimeriidae
Product: met-10 domain-containing protein, putative
Exons: 12
Coding region: 1-2427 (808 amino acids)
Biological process (GO): tRNA N1-guanine methylation
Cellular component (GO): cytoplasm
Source: RefSeq, a predicted model, not a curated record
AUGCCCAAAGGGACGGCUCAAAUCAGGUGUCUGCACAGGAGCUGCUGCGACAGUACGGGCUCUGCGUUACAAACAGCUGCAGCAGCAGUUGCAGUAAGGAGUAAGACGCCGCAGGCACAAGCAUUCAGAAGGGGGAAUGCCUCAUUUUUAGUGGCUGAAGGCGCUGCAGGGUACGGUAGGCGAAAGACUACCACUCGCUGUCUUCGUGUUGCUGCUGCAGCAGCUUGUGCUGCAUCUUUACUGCAGCAGCAACAGCAAACGUGGCUGCGUACGAGGAGCAGCAGCAGCAGCACUGCUUUUAUCGUCAGCCCCUCAGUGGCCGGCAGCGACUGUCCGCUCCUCGUCGCAUUGGCUUCGGACGCCUCUGAGAGUGCCGCUACACACGUGCAGCAGCAGCAGCAACACCGCCAGCACCAGCAACCACAGAAGUGGCACCACCAAAGACCGCCUUUUGCUGGAAAGAUGCGGCCUGGUUGCAUGCCACUUCUGGGGGAGGAAGCUGCGGCGGAUAACCCCGACAAAGCCGCCGCAGCUGGAGAAGCAGCUGCAGCAGCAGCAUCGACAGGUAUGCCAUCAGAAGAAGCAGAAGUAGCUGCAGCGCCGGAAAAGGGACGGCUCAAAUCAGCAGCUUGUGCUGCAUCUUUACUGCAGCAGCAACAGCAAACGUGGCUGCGUACGAGGAGCAGCAGCAGCAGCACUGCUUUUAUCGUCAGCCCCUCAGUGGCCGGCAGCGACUGUCCGCUCCUCGUCGCAUUGGCUUCGGACGCCUCUGAGAGUGCCGCUACACACGUGCAGCAGCAGCAGCAACACCGCCAGCACCAGCAACCACAGAAGUGGCACCACCAAAGACCGCCUUUUGCUGGAAAGAUGCGGCCUGGUUGCAUGCCACUUCUGGGGAAGGAAGCUGCGGCGGAUAACCCCGACAAAGCCGCCGCAGCUGGAGAAGGAGCUGCAGCAGCAGCAUCGACAGGUAUGCCAUCAGAAGAAGCAGAAGUAGCUGCAGCGCCGGAAGGCGGCGAAUUCGUGAAGCUGGACAAGGCCUCCUUCUGCAAACAUGAAGAAGCCACUUGUCUUCGAGUACCGCUUCACCAGCUCCAAGAAUUGUCAAAGGCGCUGAGAAAGUACCUCUUCAAGCGAAGAAAUUUGAGGCCGGUUAUAGCGGACACUUUCGAGAUCUCGCAGCAGGAGGAAUCGCAGCAACAGGGCCAACAGGAGCAGCCUAUGGAGGCGCAGCAGCAAGAGCAGCCCGAGAUGCAAAAGCAGCAUCAGCAGGAGCGCGAAGGAGAGGUGCUGCACAAAGGCAAGCUGGAGGGACUGCCGGACUUGCUGCAGAGCCUCUUGAAGGAGAGAGGCAUUCAAGUGUUCCGACACCGCGUGUUUCUGGGUUAUGAAAACCUAUCCGUCUUGGAGUGCCUGGCGGCAUUGUUGCCUGAGGGCGUGGAAACACCUCACCGAUUUGAAUGUGUGGGCCACAUCGCCCACCUCAACCUCCCUGCCUCCCUGCUGAAAUUCAAAUACGCCAUUGGCCAAGUUGUCCUGGAUAAACACCCUCAGCUGCGCACAGUGGUCCUGAAGACUGGCAUUGGCCCGAAGUGGAGAGAACUGCAGUUCGAGCUUAUCGCGGGGGAAGCGGCAUACGUCGCUAAGGUUAAAGAAUCCGACCUAGUCUUCGAAGUUGAUUAUGCCAAGGCAUUUUGGAACUCCAGGCUCUCAUGUGAACGGCAGCGCAUCACGGCAACGAUCCCAAGGCAUGCAGUUGUCUGUAAGCGUCAAUUUCUUGCGGAAGCGUUAUGCGUCGCCUCUGCAGCGGCAGAAGUGGCAGCACUAACAGUGAAGGCAUAUGGCUUAGCAAGCUCGCAAGUAGGGAAUUUGGUGGAGGUACACAAUCAAGACGCUCGAGACUUCCUUCGUUCUCAAGCCCAGCCGGCGGCAAUUGCUGCCCUCCUACAGAAGCGCAUGCAAGCAGGCGAAACCCCGUCCAAAGCAGAAGGAGCCAUCGAACAAAAGAAGAACAAUCAGCAAGGCGCGGACGAGGUGCAUGUGCUAAUGAACCUGCCAGAGCUAGCGAUUGAAUUCCUGGACGUAUUUCCAGGGCUAUUCAAUGAAUCUGAGCCCCAUCCGAAGAGGCACCGCCCGGACGAAGAAGCGCUUAGCAGCAACGCAGCAACUGGGGAAUCCACGCAUAUUUCUAAAUGGCGCGUGCACUGUUACGCGUUUUGUAGGGAUCCCAAUCCGGAGCAUGAACUCAAGCCGCGAGUUGAAGCUGCCCUUGGUUGUUGGCCGGAACCCGUGGAGAUCCUCGAGGUACGAGACGUGGCGCCUCACAAGCGGAUGUACUGUCUUACCUUUGAUUUGCCGCUCGCGCUUCUCCGUGGCGAAUACGGCAGCAAUACUAGGAAGGCAGCCGCGGAACCUGCUCCUCAGUGA